AUGGCGUGCUAUGCUUGCAAUAGGAGAUUCACGAUCAAUUUAUUAGCCCUUGUAACGGAUAGCAGUCGAUUUUAUUUGUAUGCACGUUCAUUAAAGUCAGGAGUUGGAGCACAGUGGAAUAGUGGUGUAGGUUACAGUAGAGGGAUUUCAAGUUUAGGAGGUCAAUUGAAUCAAGUAAAAGAAGAAUCCAAUGUGCAAGUAUCACCAGAUGAGAGUGGAAUAGAGUUGGCGGUAAACUUGAGCCAACAAGGAGAGUUGCAAGACGAUCAAGAUACAUUCAAUCGUAAUGGACAUAUUUCUAAGCAAGAAGACUUGAGAAAUAGUCAAAAUGAUAUUAGAGAUGAAAGUAGAGCGAUGUCGGAAGAUCUGAAUAAAAAAAAACUGAUAGUGAAAUCUAAUAGUGCAGUUAAGAAUCAUAAAGACUUUCAAAGCAUUCCAAGUGAUCGAUUGCAUUUAUUUUGUGGCGACAAGUUAAGUUUGCAGUUAUGGGAGCACUAUCAGAAAACACGCCAGACUGAAAGUACUUUGGACCAAAAGAUGCAGCUUAGGUCAGCUCUUCUACAUGCUAUAAAGACUGUUUAUAAAGAUGCUUCUCUGCAUAUUGUUGGAUCUUCAACCAAUGGAUUCGGUAGUGAAGAUAGUGAUAUCGAUUUUUGUGCCGUUGUAAAUAAUAAUAGAGAGUUCACCCGUCGUAAGACGUUAUAUGCGUUAUCCAAUCUCCGUGCAAAAUUAGCCACAUUACGAUACUUGAAGGAUGUUAGACUUAUACCUGCUGUAGUUCCGAUUUUGGAGUUUCAGGACUGCGUAUCUGGAUUUAAUUGUGAUAUAAGCAUUAACAAUGAUACGGGAAUACGGAAUACCCAUUUAUUAUACGCAUAUUCGUUGUGCGAUGAUAGGGUUGCACCGCUUGUUAAAUUUAUCAAAAUGUGGGGACACUAUUACGGCAUCAAUAAGUCUCAGUAUGGCACCUUAUCUAGCUAUGCCGUAGUAAAUUUAGUUAUUAAUUAUCUUCAAGAAUGUGAUCCACCUGUGUUGCCGUUCUUGCAAGAGGAUUUUCCAAAUAUCUUUAGGAAGAAGUCAUCACUUAACAGUAUACCCAAGCGUAGCAAAAGCGUCGACUUAUCAGGAAUUCCUCAAAAUUUAAGUAAGAAUCAAAAAACUAUAGGAGAGUUACUCAUUGGAUUUUAUAGACAUUAUGCUGUAUUUAAAUGGUCAAACUACAUAAUAUCAAUAAAGAAAGGCAAGUUUCCGUUGGAUUGGAGACACAAAUUUAUGACUGCUAAAGCCCACUAUAUAAAUAUUGAAGAACCAUUUGAGGAUAAAAAUGUUGCCCGCUCCAUACGAAGUAGAAAGAAAUAUGAGAAAAUAAAGAUAGCGUUUAAUAUGGGGGAAAAGGCCCUCAGACAAAACCCUGACUUAAAGUCUUUAUUUUCGUUUUCACUUAAUGAGAAUUAG
This is a messenger RNA of Trichoplax adhaerens, 1455 nucleotides long. RefSeq lists its product as uncharacterized. NCBI's taxonomy places the organism in Eukaryota, Metazoa, Placozoa, Uniplacotomia, Trichoplacea, Trichoplacidae. The transcript has 15 exons. The record is from RefSeq and is a predicted model, not a curated record. Gene Ontology annotation, cellular component: cytosol. Bases 1 to 1455 code for a protein of 484 amino acids. Gene Ontology annotation, molecular function: nucleotidyltransferase activity.